This is a messenger RNA of Leptopilina heterotoma, 7093 nucleotides long. RefSeq lists its product as uncharacterized. Gene Ontology annotation, biological process: actin cytoskeleton organization; heart development; muscle structure development. The coding region runs from base 403 to 6510 and encodes 2035 amino acids. The transcript is spliced from 17 exons. The record is from RefSeq and is a predicted model, not a curated record. Gene Ontology annotation, molecular function: actin binding; muscle alpha-actinin binding. Gene Ontology annotation, cellular component: Z disc; adherens junction; filamentous actin. NCBI's taxonomy places the organism in Eukaryota, Metazoa, Arthropoda, Insecta, Hymenoptera, Figitidae.
CUACCAUCCCGGUCCCACCACUUCGUCUUGGACGCACGCGCUCUAGUCUCCUUUAAAUUGUAUGGAAAGCCUUCUGGUCGACUAACCGGACCAACAAGCAACAACCGAGGUUUUACCUUACUUCGGUUUUUGCGUUCUUCGAGAACGUUCGAGUCACGCCGACAGCGAAACGACUUUCGCCAUUGGCUCGAAAACUACUUUCUGGGAAUAUAAAUAUACUUUUUUUAAUUUUCAAUUUGGUGUCAGUUUUUUUCACAUAUUUUUUCUUGUUUAUUUGUUCAAAUCAGAGUGUUGCUAUUGACUCAACGUGUCGUGACUACGUGACUUGGUCACUCAUCUAAUAGAUUGGCGGGACCAGUUUAAUCGUUGUCAGUUUACUCUUACUUUCUGUUCCCAAGUAAUAUGGCUCAGCUGAUUAGCGUCAAGUUAUCCCGGUUUGACGGAUCGCCUUGGGGCUUUCGACUUCAAGGUGGCAAGGACUUUGGAACACCACUUAUUGUCCAGAAGGUGAAUGGAGGAUCACCUGCUGAGGCUGCAGGUUUAAAAGCUGGAGACGCUGUCAUUAGGGUCAACAACACGGACAUGUUUAACCUCAGGCAUAAAGAUGCACAAGAUGUUAUUGUCAGGACCGGAAAUAAUUUCGAAAUGACUAUUCAGAGAGGUGGCAGCACGUGGAAACCUACUGUUACACCCAUUGGCUCCACUCUUCCUUCUCCAACGCCAUCUAUACCAGCAACUAACGUUUCUCCAGUAACAAAGACUUCUUUAGUAUCGAAGAAAAUCGAUGAACCACUUAUCGGAAGCGGUCACAAUUUCAGUCCCAAGCCUUUUUUGAACGGUACUGGUGAAGGUUCAAUAAAGUCCAUAGUCAAUAAACAGUACAACAGUCCCGUGGGCAUUUAUAGCGAAGAAACUAUCGCUGAAACUCUUUCUGCACAAGCCGAAGUUUUAGCUGGAGGUGUUUUAGGGGUCAAUUUUAAGAAAAACGAAAAGAAUUAUAAUGCUGAGAAUAGUGAAGUCUUUAAGAUGGUCCAAGAGGCGGAUAAGGAACCAAAAUCACCUGAACCUGUUCAUUCACGGACGAAGAUUUACUCCUCGGCGAGCCACGCGGUUGGCGGAGAAGCAACUAUACCGAAUUCAGCGACAUCUCUAAAUCAAUCACUGGGUCUGCGUCAGACAAUUUUAAAUUACCACAAAAGCUUUUCACUUCAAGAAAUUCAGAAGAAAGAGCGACAACAAGAAUAUUCAUCCUCUUCGUUUACUUCUUCUGAUUCACCUACUUGUUACAACUGUGACAAUGGGAUUGUAGGUGUCUUCGUCAGAAUUAAGGACAAGAAUUUACACGUGGACUGUUUUAAGUGUUCAACUUGCGGCACAUCACUGAAAAAUGUUGGGUACUACAAUAUUAAUGAGAAACUCUAUUGCGAUAUACAUGCGAAAAUGGUAGCUAGGCAACAAGCACCAUCUGGACUUUCACCAGUCACUGUAUCUUCGGUCAACAAAGCACCAGCAGGAACCAUAUCAGCAGCACUCUCUAACAUUGGGCCUCUUUCACCAUCUCUCAGCAAUCAUGGAUCAUCACCACAACUUUACCCGACAUGCUAUCAACUCAACUCCGACCCAAGGCUAUCAUACCAAGUCGAGUCAAAGAGUAAUGGCUACUCAGGACAUAACGAGAGCAAUGGAACAUCGACAACUUACACGAGCACCAUAACCAUCCAGACUGGUGUCAAUGAGGUCUGCAAUGUCGACGGCGAGCUCGACUAUAAUCGUAAUCCUACUAACUCUAAAGCACGCCUGAAAUCAGACCAAGUCGAUGAAUUCCAGUUUGACCCUUUCAUUUCAGAGGACAAAAGUUUCAAAAAUGAUUCAUACAAUACUCAGAAGUCCAGUUAUUCCCACUUGGACAAGUUAUGCGUGGCACGUGACCAUUGUGUAUCAUCUGUUUUGCAGCCCACCCAUCUUGGCACAACAACCGUUGAUUCGCCUAGCUUACGUCCAGUCCAGGCUCCAACAUCUAACAACAUCGGAGGCGCAAAACUUUACGGAGGGUCCAGCAUUAACACACCAACGUACAAUUCCGCAAGUUGCACUCUUCCACGACAACAGAGUCAUAACGUGACUGGUCGGUUAUACACCACCUUGCCAAAGCCAAAAAGUUCCUCCUUCAAAGCUUCUACUGACACGAAUUUUCUCUGUUUUUCUUUGUUCUUUGUAAUUCGUCUAACAUCUCUUUUCUUGCUUACAAAAUGCAUGACAUGUGUGUAUGUUAAUUUAACUUCCUUGUUCCCAAUCUAUUUCCUUCGAGACUGUACAGAAGCUUACGAAGAGGACUCAUACGAAUUCUCUGAGGAGGUGACACAAUUUGUUAUCGAAAAACCGCCAACUCCAAAACCAAAAUCACACGUCUGGCCGCCACAACGGCCAAUUGAGGAAAUAACUUAUCCGACUGCGAGUCCUUUAUAUAUUGAUCCCAAUCCUGCACUUGAUCGACGUGCAAAACAAAACCUUCACGAGAGACGAUCAAGUAUUGAAGAUAGUAGUAGAGAUCAGAGUAGAAGAAACAGUUUUGCAGAAAAUUUUGAGGAGUCCAGAGUUUUCUGUCAGUUUGAGACGAAGAUGGACCAGGUUAGUUGUCCUGGACCAGUUUAUCGACGAGUGGAAUUAUUUAAAGAAGCACGAAAAGAUUGUCGACAAACACGUUGCGAUUCGAGGGAAGGUUCAACUGAUGGUGUUCGAAGAUCUUUGACGCCAACACGUAUCACUCAGCCUAUUCCUCGACCAUGGACAGCCACUGUCACUACAGGUGCAAAUUUAUACCAACAGGCAUAUCCAGUUAAUCCGCCUGAACCACCGAAACCAGUUUGUAGUCGAACUGUUUGCAGACGUCAAAUAUGUCGACGGGAAUGUGUUUGCGAUGGAGAAAGCGGAACGCAGACGACCUAUGAGGAAAGACGCGACUAUCAAGAGCAAAUUUGUCAACCAGAAGAAAGAGUUGAGACUCCAAAACCAGAUGUGGAAGUGCACGCAUGUGUCCGUUUGCCGAAUUCUCAUUCUCGAACAAAGGAUAUUAAUUCAGAUUCGGAAAUUAGAGAUUUAUCGAAACUUGUUCCACCAGAUGUGGCCGUAUGUCCAAAGGGAAUAGAUGGUGAGCAUGAUCUUUAUACAGAAAUGGAGGAAGAGGAUGUUGGUAACCUACAUAUUAAAAAGACGACAACUUAUGAAAAGACAGUGGAAUUAGUUUCCCCAGAUAGAGAAAUAAAAUCUAGUGCAGAGCCAGAACCUAAGCCUCAAGUGGAGAAAAGACAUUGGGAACAAACUUGUCAAAGAUCAUCAACUGUCGAUCGGGAAGUGGAAAAUAUUUCAUGUCAUCGAAAUAUAGAGGAAUCGACGGAAAUGUUGACAUCUACAAUUGACAUGCAACAAAUGAUGGAGCAAGCUAAAAGAGAUGAGGAAGAAGCACAAAGGAGAAAAGAGGAAUAUGAGAGAAAUGAAAAAGAAGAGAGGGAAAGAAAACAACGCGAAGAAGAAGAAAGGAAACAAAUGGCAGCUCAGGAACGUAAGCGGAGGCAAGAUGAAGAGAGACGUCUAGAACAGCAGAGACAAGAGGCAGAACGUUCUCGCCAAGAAGAGGGAGAGAAACGACAGAAAAGAGUUUGCUUCAGUGAAGAGCGUGAGUUUAUUUGUGAACAUACUUGCUGUCCUAAGGAACGAAUAAUUGAUAUUCAAUUAGAAGGUCCAAAGGAACACAUAAUUGAUAUUGAUGUAGAAGGACGACCUAAGGAACACAUUAUAGAUGUUAAACUUGAGCAGGAUGAACCCUGCUGUCAAUGUCGGGAGGAACGUUUUAAAGAGUUAAGAGAGGAAAUCAACAUUCAAAAAAAUUUUGAACAACAAGAUCUAGAGGCACAAAGACGAAGAAGUUUGCGUGAACAAGUACAAGUUCAUAAGAGUUUGAGAGAUCAACAAGCUCCAGAAAAACACCAAACUCUUCAAGAACGACGUCUUUGUACCAAGUAUGGUCCGAAGACGCAAGAAUCGCAAAGUACUGUAGAAUCUUGCAGGAAACAAGUACAGUUUAUCAGUCAAACUGAAAGCGGACCAGGACCAAUUCCAUCUUGCAAUGUUCAAAAUACUAUCCCCAAAGAAUGGAAAUCUGAAAUGGUGAAAGCUUUAACUACAGCACCAGAUCAGUCUUUUUGUUCACUUGGUAACGAUAACAAUGUCAGUAAGGAAAUUUAUACUUCCCAAGUUACAUACAAAGAAACUUCUCAGUGUAAUUGCGAACCUUCAUUACCACCAGCUCCUUGUCCAUAUAGACCUGUUUCCCCAUUUCAGUCUGCCUUAACAACUGCACCAGAAAGAGCAUACUCACCACUAGGUGGAAAUGUCAAUCCUUGCAAAACUUGCUGUCGCCGAUCACAAACCCCUACUGCUCCUUCUGCUAAUGACGGUUACUGUGCACCUGCUCAACUUCUAUUCAGUGAAAAUAAAGAAAUAGUUCAAGAGCGAAAAAAGCCGCAAGGACCACAACCUUUGCCAAUUCCUCCAUCGGACUAUCGUUUAAGAGAUUCUUCAAGAUCACCUUCCAGAUCUAGACCAGGAACCCCAGGGAAUCGCUCAAUGAUGACGGGCCUUAAAAAACCGGAUACUAUCCCUCUGUAUCAGAAACAUUUAGUUGCUAUGAAAAAUGGACCGGUAGAAGGUAACAUGUUCGAUCCCAGCAGAACUCCAACUCCAUGUUCAAGAUCUAAAUCUCCUGCGCCAAAAACGGAACAAGAAUGUGUUUGUUACCACUACGAAGAAGAUACCCCCUCAGGACAUACACAUAAAGAUAUUCAAUGCACUAAAUGUGUUAGCUAUUCAGAAGACGAAGAAGGUACACAUACUCAUAUACGUGAACGGAAAGUUCAAAAAAUAACGGAAAGUCCAGCUUCUCCAGUAUGUUGUGUCAGCCGAAACAGUAGUGUUUCCCCUUCCCUGCCCUGUCCGUCUAAUCGCGAAAGCGUCUCUGAAAGAAUUCAAAGACAAGGAGUUAGAGUGCUACCUCCUUGUAACACGACAUCAUCAUCAACCGAAGUUCGUCGAAUUCGUCACGAAAUUGUCGAAACUCCUCCUAAAUUAUGUCCAAAUACUGGUGUCACUGUUGUACCUUGCAGAACAGUUUCUGAAAGCGGUUCAAAGACCGGAGUGGUUGUUCUUUCCUGUGACGGUUCGCAAUCAUCAUCAUGCGACAGAUCCGGAGUCUGUGUAACGCCUACCAUGGACAGACAAGGAGUCUGCGUAUCUCCGGCUGCACAUAAUUCUGAUACAAGUUGCAAACAACCCUCUGGUGUCUGUGGAGUGCGUUCCGGUGGUUGUAGCAUUGAUGCAGGUACAUGCAGUGGAUCAGGAGUUUGUGUAACUCCUUGCGGGGAUGGAUCCUUUUGCGUGGCACCAUGCAGCGUCUCAGGAAUGUCUGCUUCUCAAUGUACGAAGUCAAUUCUAAAAAGUCAAUGUGACAAAAAUAUUCCUUUUCCACAGAUUCCUUUACCCAACGAAGAGGCUCCAAGUUUCUGCAGUAGUUGUCCUUUUUCACAAACUGAGAAGCCUGAUGCUUGCAGCAGCUUUGAAUCUAAACCUAAGCCUCGCACUAAUCUAAGCAAUCAGCUUACGCAACUUACCCUGAACAGAAUAAAACCCCCCACUGUUCAGUUGUACAAACCACAAGCUCAAAUCUGUACAAUCAAAUCCCAGUCGAUCCAAACUCAAUCCUUGUGUCAAUCCAAAACUCAGUCUUCUUACCAAUCCGCACCCCGUUGCCCAAUUGGAAAACCCCAAAAUUUAGUAGACCCACCAAAAAUGUCAUCCCAACCGAAUUUAGGUGCUGGAGUCGGUGGAAUUUGCAGCAAUAAGAGUGGAUCUUUUGCUGGAAGCAGUGCUCCUAAACGCGGAAAGGGAAUUCUAAAUCAAGCUGGAGGAAGUGGAUCUCGUGUCCCACAAUGUGCUCGCUGCAAUAACUACGUCAGGGGACCAUUUAUUACGGCUUUGGGGCAAAUUUGGUGUCCUGAACAUUUCGUUUGUGGAAAUGCUCAAUGCAACCGUGGACUGCAAGACAUAGGCUUUGUAGAAGAAAAGGGACAACUUUAUUGCGAAUACUGUUUCGAGAAAUACAUUGCACCACCUUGUGACAAAUGUGGAGGCAAAAUCAAAGGCGAUUGCUUGAAUGCAGUUGGAAAACAUUUCCAUCCUGAAUGUUUCAAUUGCUCUCAUUGUGGCAAGUUGUUUGGAAACAGUCCCUUCUUUCUUGAAGAAGGUUUACCAUACUGUGAAAACGACUGGAAUAAUUUAUUCACUACUAAAUGCUAUGCCUGUGGAUUUCCAGUGGAAGCAGGAGACCGUUGGGUCGAGGCCCUUAAUAAUAAUUAUCACAGUCAAUGCUUCAACUGCACGAUGUGCAGGAAAAAUCUCGAGGGCCAAAGCUUCUACGCGAAAGGUGGACGUCCAUUCUGCAAAAAUCACGCGCAUUAAUAGGCAUAGUCAUUGAAUUAUAAUUUUAACGAAACCAAAAAAACAAACAAAUCCAUAAUAAAACUGUAAAUUAAUUAUGAUAAUGCAAUAAAUAUUUUAAGCGUAAAUAUCUUUACUAGCAAGCUCUAAUAACGAUAAUAAUAGUAAUACUAAAAUUAUUAAUAAAAAAUAAAUGAAAUUGUAAUUUAAUAAUAAUUGAUUGUCUUGAAGAUUUUGCUCUUUUUAACGUUAAAUCUAAUGUCAGCGAUUACUGAGAAGUAACUGUAUGAUUACUUUUUAUAAUAUUUAAAUAAUUUAAGAAUUAUUGGAAAACGAUUUAGAAACAUGUUAAUGUUCCUCUUAAAAUCGUUGUGUUCUUAGACAUAAAUUAGUGUUGCAUUCGAGAGAGUCGAUACAAGAAAUGUCAAACGAGUUCGAGUUUUAAUUCAUGAAAUUCUUAUUAUCCUCUCGUUUCGUCUCGUUACAAAACAAGUAUUAAUAUGAUAAGAGAACAACAAAAACAAUAUUUAUUUAUUAAUUUUUUUUCUAUAACAAUGGCGACAUAUGAGAAUUUAUAACUAAUAAAUUAAUAACGUUAAUAUUA